Messenger RNA from Kwoniella shivajii, 1752 nucleotides. RefSeq lists its product as uncharacterized. The record is from RefSeq and is a predicted model, not a curated record. The transcript is spliced from 9 exons. The coding region runs from base 1 to 1752 and encodes 583 amino acids. NCBI's taxonomy places the organism in Eukaryota, Fungi, Basidiomycota, Tremellomycetes, Tremellales, Cryptococcaceae.
AUGGAAGAUCUAUCAAGCAUCUCAUCAUCACUCCAGGAUAUUCUGUCCUCUCCAGAAGGUGGCGAAAGUCUUGCUUCUACCAUCCAGACAUAUCUCUCCAGCUCUUCACUUGCAACUCAGAAAGCAGUCGUGGAAGUCUUUAUUGAAUUGUUGGAUGAAGGAGAUGAUCUUACUCGGACAGCACGUCGAGAAACAAUACUAUCAGAUACAUCCCUGACAUAUCUCCCACUCCUCCUUCCUCUGCCUUUUGCGAAAGAGGCAGUACUCCUGGUAGCUGAGUAUGCUAAACCUCGUGAAGUCGUAUUGGGUUUAAUAGAAGGUAUACAAUCUAUAUUGGAUAGGUCAGAAGGAUAUCAAGUUUCAGAUAAUGAUGGAGAAGAAGAUGGAGACGAGGGCUACAAUGUCGAUAUAGACUGGGUAGAGUUGAUAGGAGAGUAUAUUCUGAUUAUACGUUGUUUGAUCACCGCUAUACCUAGAUUAACGAAUAAUAAGAGUACUCCCACGUUAUUAUCGAUAAAUGAAGCAAUAUCAUCUUCCUUACCUAUCAUAGCUCAAGAGACCGUUUCGAGUUCUUCAAAGGUAUUAUUGAAGGUACUAUGUGAACUCGUAGAUACCACAUGGAAAUGGACUCAAGAGACGAGUGAUAAAGGCGGUGAACAAAGAGCUAUACUUUCGAAUCUUUUGUUUCAGUCUAUCACACUCUUGGGUCAUAAAGCCAAUGCGAUGAUGGUCGAAAGAUGGUUUUUGAAGACUUUCCCGAAAUUUAAAAUGACACGUUCUUAUCAUGAAGUAGCGGGAACCGGAGCGGAGGAGUGGACAGAUGGGCAAGAAGUAUUCAACAAAGCAUUGGAAUCAGCCAGUUUACUCCAUCUCACAGCAUCAGAUCUCCUCCAAAAUAUCGUCAAUCCUUCUCAUCUCACCGCUUAUGCAGCUUUGGCUUCUCUCAAUCUCUUAUCUUCAAGACUCGUCACUGAGAGUCCGACCUCAUUAAUUCCUACAGCAGUCUCAUCAACUUUGAUCGAUGAUAGCAUGCCAAUUUUAUUUGCUGCGUUGAGUGGUUCAAGUAUCGACGCAGGACUGACCUAUACUUGGACACUGGUUCAUUAUGCUUUGCAAAAUGAGCAGAAGACGGGUGAAAAAAUUAUGGAAUACGAUAAUGCUUCAAUGCUAAUUGAGCUUUUAGUCCCAUUGACAGCUCAACAUCCUUCUUCUCUUACAAGAUUAGCACUUUUCAAGCUCAUAGGAGGUAUCGUAUCAAUACAGCAAUCAGUCACGAAUAAGAUAGAUUUAUUCAAACAGUUAUUAGAACCUGCUAACCCAUUCGAUAACAUUCGAAUACAAACGCUUUCUUUGCUGAGGGAGUUGAUCUCAAACAAACAAGUAUUAUCUCCUGUUUUGGUAGACGUGAUAUUCCCUAUACUGUUCAUUCCCUCGAACUCCCAAACCCAGAAUGAUGAUCCAUUUUCACUUCCACCUUCUGAACUUUUGAAGUCACCGUACAUCACUUGGUGGACCGAAUGUUUGAACCUAUUUUGGCUCCUCGUUGAUUUAGACCAUGAUGAUGUCACAUCAGUCGUGGCUUAUGCACAAGGCAAUGAAGGAUUAAAUCGAUGGAUAGACGCUAUAGGGCAAAAGUCGCUUGACAUACAAGCGCACUUGAGGACAGAGGAGAACGGACCCGAUGGUGCGGAAUUCACAGUGAUGAGAUUGGAGGAUGCGUUGAGUCGAGCAAAGGAAAGUCCGAUAAACUGA